AUUUAACACUAUAUUAGAUAAGCCUUAUAAAUAGUGAAAGGGAGGCUAUUUCCCAUGAUUUAGCCUCAUUUAUUUGUAGAUUUUAGUGUAAAUUAUUCUCUGAGAUGGGAAGGAGGAACAAAGCACUUUUUUGAUUUUUUUUACCGUCAUGAAUAAUCUUACUCAAAACAACAACAAUUCUAAUCAAUUUAAAGAUAAUUCUUGCCAAUUAGUUAAUAAUCCUGAAAAGUCUAAUACCACUGUUAAGGAUUGUACUAUAGUUGGCAAGACUCAGAAACGACACCCUUCAAUUGGUUCUAAGUCAAGGUCUGGUGACCACAAACCCAAGAACUCUUCACAGGCUAAAUCUAGGGAAAGUGACCCCUCCGCAGUCAUUAAGGCUAUUGGAUCAUACGUCCAGUGCAAUAUUUGUACUAAACUCUGUUCUCGGAAUGGUCAUAUCAAAUGCGCCGAGUGUAUCGAUUUCAAUAUUUGUCUAAAAUGCUUUUGCUCAGGGCUAGAACGCCCUGACGAUGAAGUGCUUGCCAGCUCUUUUGUUAAUGUUUCUUCUAAAGAUCAUGAAGAACACCAUAAUACCCAUAAAUACAUACCCGUCGGACCUUCCAACUUUGCACUUUUUUCCAGAGAUUGGUCAGCGGAGCAGGAGUUAUUACUUGUGGAUGCAAUUGCCAAGUAUGGACUUGGUAAUUGGACGGAAGUAUCUAAUAUGGUGACAAUGUCCCAUUCUGGAUAUAAAACUGAAGAGGAAUGUGAAACCCACUAUUAUCAAUAUUAUCUCAACUCACCUACAGGACCCCUUCCAGACACAUCGAAUUUGGUAUAUGGUGAUGACGGAAAACCUUUAAUGGUACCUUUUCGAGGACCCAGACCACUUCAAGAUAAACCUAAACCAGUAACGAGUAAUAAACCACAAACUAAACCUCAAAUAAUUGGAUAUUGGCCUCUGAGGGGGGAUUUUGAUAUAGAAUAUGACAAUGACGCUGAACUUAUCCUAGCAGAUAUGGAAUUCAGACCUGAUGAUACGCCCGAACAAAUAGAACUUAAACUUAACGUUAUUGAAAUUUACAACUCUAAACUUGAUGAACGCAUUUAUCGCAAAAAAAUUAUUAUAGAACGCGGAUUGUUGGAUACUAAAUCGUUACAGCAGAAGGAACGGAAGUAUACAACAGAGGAGAAGGAGUUGUAUAAUUUAUUCCGCCCAUUUUUACGUUUCCAAACCCCAGAGGAACACGACCAUACAAUCCAACUUAUUGUAAAGGAACGAAAAUUAAGAUCAAGACUUUAUCAACUUAUGGUCUGGAGAACUUUAGGACUAGAAACUGCUGAUGAUAUUAAGAAAUAUGAAGAUAAAUUACAGAGAAUUGAGUUUUUUAAAGAUGCUCUGGAAAAACAGGAUUCAGAUCCUUCCAGAAGACAUGAAAGAAGAUUAAGAGCUUCAAAUAAUGAAACUGAAGUAAAUAUGAAUAAUGCGAAUAGAAUAAGGUUAUCAGAUUUUAUUGAUGAGAAUGAAAUUGAGUUUUGUGAGUCGUUACACCUGCCACCAAUAGCAUAUUUUUUGGCAAAGAGAGUUUUAUUGCAAGAAUUAGCAUCAAACAACAUUUAUUCAGUGGACGAUAUGUGUAAUGAACUUAGAAUUGAUGGGACCAAACAGGGUAGAAUAUUUGACUUUUUGUUAAUGCUAUCGCCGAAGGCGUUAAGAAAUAUGGAACAAGACGUAGCAGAUCUUACGAAGGUAAAGUUGGAUAAAAACGGCUUAGUCGACACCUCAAAUGUGGCUGCUCAAAUCACGGUUGAUACGUCAACUUCUUUAGAACUCCUUAAGAAAUUAUCGACACCUACAAAUAAGGAGCUGGAACCCGAGCCAAAAUCACCUCACAGUAAUAAAUCCAGUAAAUCCUCAACACCCAGUGAAAAAAAUCUAAAAAAACAAAAACUACAAUAACUCUUUUAAUGUUUUAUCAAACUA
This is a messenger RNA of Theileria parva strain Muguga, 1966 nucleotides long. It is a transcript of the gene ADA2, whose product is annotated as Myb-like DNA-binding domain protein. The transcript is spliced from 8 exons. The coding region runs from base 149 to 1942 and encodes 597 amino acids. Gene Ontology annotation, molecular function: transcription coactivator activity; chromatin binding; zinc ion binding. NCBI's taxonomy places the organism in Eukaryota, Apicomplexa, Aconoidasida, Piroplasmida, Theileriidae. Gene Ontology annotation, biological process: chromatin remodeling; regulation of transcription by RNA polymerase II. Gene Ontology annotation, cellular component: nucleus. The record is from RefSeq and is a predicted model, not a curated record.